This is a messenger RNA of Ictidomys tridecemlineatus (thirteen-lined ground squirrel), 4858 nucleotides long. The record is from RefSeq and is a predicted model, not a curated record. Lineage: Eukaryota; Metazoa; Chordata; Mammalia; Rodentia; Sciuridae.
GGGGCGGUGCUACAACGGAAAGGGCCAGGAGAUGCUGAGGCGAGGAGGGGCCGGGUGGCUACGCUGAGGGAGCCGAGCUGCUGUGUGAGGGCCCGUGCCGCGCGACCUCGCGAGCGCUCAGUAGCUGAGGGCACAGCAACGCAGUCUCCCGGCCCACUGAUGGAGCCACUGACCAAGGGGUCAUGUGGGAGUCAGAUGGCACAGACCCUCCUCUGGAAAGCAAAGUCGUCUCUCUCCUUUGGCAUCCAAUCCCUUCAGACAUGGCCAACGAAAGACCCUGAGCUAGAGUCCCAGGUCAACCUAGACAGAUACUAUUUUAAUCCCAUAUUACUGAUGAGGAAACAGGAUCAGAGUGGCUCUGUCUCGGAAGACCUAGGCUGUAGACGUGGGGAUUUCAGUAGGAAACAUUAUGGAUCUGUGGAGCUGCUUAUUUCCAGUGAUGCUGAUGGAGCUAUCCAGAGGGCAGGCAGAUUCAGAGUGGAAAAUGGCUCUUCGGAUGAGAAUGCGACUGCUCUGCCAGGUACUUGGCGAAGAACAGACGUGCACUUAGAGAACCCGGAAUACCACACCAGAUGGUAUUUCAAGUAUUUUUUAGGACAAGUCCACCAGAAUUACAUCGGAAAUGACGCAGAGAAGAGCCCUUUCUUCUUGUCAGUAACCCUUUCUGACCAGAACAAUCAGCGUGUCCCUCAAUACCGUGCAAUUCUUUGGAGGAAAACAGGUACGCAGAAAAUAUGCCUUCCCUACAGCCCCACGAAAACUCUGUCUGUGAAGUCCAUCUUAAGUGCCAUGAAUCUGGACAAAUUUGAGAAAGGCCCUAGAGAAAUUUUUCUUCCUGAGAUACAAAAGGACUUGCUGGUUCUUGAAGAACAAGAGGGCUCUGUGAAUUUCAAGUUUGGGGUUCUUUUUGCCAAAGACGGGCAGCUCACUGAUGACGAGAUGUUCAGCAAUGAAAUUGGAAGUGAAGCUUUUCAAAAAUUUUUAAAUCUCCUGGGUGACACAAUCACUCUCAAGGGCUGGACAGGCUACCGUGGCGGUCUGGACACCAAAAAUGACACCACAGGGAUACACUCAGUUUAUACUGUGUACCAAGGGCACGAGAUCAUGUUCCAUGUUUCCACCAUGCUGCCAUAUUCCAAAGAGAACAAACAGCAGGUGGAAAGGAAACGCCACAUUGGAAACGAUAUUGUCACCAUCGUGUUCCAGGAGGGAGAGGAAUCUUCUGCCGCCUUCAAGCCUUCCAUGAUCCGCUCUCACUUUACACAUAUCUUUGCCUUAGUGAGGUAUGACCAACAAAAUGACAAUUACAGGCUGAAAAUAUUUUCAGAAGAAAGUGUACCACUCUUUGGCCCACCCUUGCCAUCUCCACCGGUGUUUACAGAUCACCAGGAAUUCAGGGACUUUUUGCUAGUGAAACUAAUUAACGGCGAAAAAGCCACCUUGGAAACCCCAACCUUUGCCCAGAAACGUCGGCGCACUCUGGACAUGUUGAUUCGAUCUUUACACCAGGACCUGAUGCCAGAUUUGCAUAAGAACAUGCUUAACAGACGGUCUUUCAGUGAUGUCUUACCUGAAUCGCCCAAGUCAGCCCGGAAGAAAGAGGAGGCCCGCCAGGCAGAGUUUGUCAGAAUAGGGCAGGCUCUAAAACUGAAGUCCAUUGUGAGAGGGGAUGCCCCAUCAAGCUUGGCCACUUCAGGGAUCUGUAAAAAAGAGCCUUGGGAGCCCCAGUGUUUCUGCAGUAAUUUCCCUCACGAAGCUGUGUGCGCAGAUCCCUGGGGCCAGGCCUUGCUGGUUUCCACUGACGCUGGCGUCUUGCUAGUGGAUGAUGACCUUCCAUCCGUGCCUGUGUUUGACAGAACUCUGCCAGUGAAGCAGAUGCAUGUGCUGGAGACUCUGGAUCUUCUGGUUCUCAGAGCAGACAAAGGGAAAGAUGCCCGCCUCUUUGUCUUCAGGCUGAGCGCUGUGCAGAAGGGCCUGGAAGGCAGGCAGACUGGGAGGGGCCGCUCUGACUGCAGAGAGAACAAGCUGGAGAAAACCAAAGGCUGCCACCUAUAUGCCAUAAAUACUCACCAUAGCAAAGAACUGAGGAUCGUAGUUGCAAUUCGGAAUAAACUGCUUCUGAUCACAAGGAAACACAACAAGCCAAGUGCGGUGACUGGUGUCUCAUUGUUAUCUCCCCUGUCGGAGUCACCUGUUGAAGAAUUCCAGUACAUCAGGGAGAUCUGUCUGUCCGACUCCCCUGCAGUGAUGACCUUGGUGGACGGGCCAACAGAAGAAAGCGACAACCUCAUCUGCGUGGCUUACCGACACCAGUUUGAUGUGGUGAACGAGAGCACAGGGGAGGCCUUCAGGCUGCACCAUGUGGAGGCCAGCAGGGUUAAUUUUGUUGCAGCUAUUGAUGUGUACGAAGAUGGAGAGGCUGGCCUGCUCCUGUGCUACAACUACAGUUGCAUCUAUAAAAAGGUUUGUCCAUUUAAUGGCGGCUCUUUUUUGGUUCAACCUUCUGCGUCAGAUUUCCAGUUCUGUUGGAACCAGGCUCCGUAUGCGAUUGCCACCUGGCCAGCGGUGGGUGCUGACUGCCAUUACCUUGCAGUUUGCGCCUUCCCGUACCUCCUGGCCUUCACGCCCGACUCCAUGGAGAUCCGCCUGGUGGUGAACGGGAACCUGGUCCACACGGCCGUGGUGCCGCAGCUGCAGCUCGUGGCCUCCAGGUCAGAUAUAUACUUCACAGCAGCCGCGACUGUGCCCGAGGUCUCAUCUGGAGGCAGUUCCAAGGGAGCCAGUGCCCACAGUUCUCCUCAGACACCCCCAGGCCGAGACACUGCAGUAUUUCCUUCUUCCCUGGGGGAAGGUGAAAUUCAGUCAAAAAAUCUGUACAGGAUUCCACUUAGAAACCUAGUCGGCAGAAGCAUCGAGCGACCUCUGAAAUCACCCUUAGUCUCCAAGGUCAUCACCCCGCCCACUUCCAUCAGCCUUGGCAUCGCUGCCAUUCCUGUCACUCAUUCCUUGUCCCUGUCACGCAUGGAGAUUAAAGAAAUAGCAAGCAGGACCCGCAGGGAACUGCUAGGCCUCUCAGAUGAAAGUGGACCCAGGGCAGAAGGAGCACCAAGGGCCAAAUCAAAACCCCGGAAACGGUUAGAAGAGAACCAAGGAGGCCCCAAGCCUGGGACAGUGAGAUCGACUAGCAGUGACAGGAUCCCAUCAGGCUCCUUGGAAAGUCCUUCUACUUCUGAAGUCAAUCCCGAGGCCUGUUACCACUCCACAAGCUCUGACCAGGACCCAGUGGCAGAGAGGGAGGGCAGCCCCGUCUCGGUCUGGGGCAGCAGCCCCUUUCAGCUCACAGCUUCCUCAGAUGAAGACAUUAUUGACUUGAAGUAAACAGUCCAAGUGUUGUUGCCAUCCUUAGUUUUCUUAUGGAGGUUUAUACUCUUUAAACAGUUCUAACAUCAUUUCUCAACAAAAUGUGGCUCCAGCCUGUCAGCGAUCUAUUGGACCAAACUUUCUGCACACUCGGCCAGUUGGGUCACUUUCCAAUGCCCGGUGCCAUCUUUCUUGACCUUUGUUUCUUUCCUUUCAGGAACCAUCAGUCCCUUGUAAUAAAGGUGGUAGAUUUCAUUGAAGUUUUAGAUUGAAACUUUGAAUAAAUCAAAAAUGUUCAUUCUUAUUUACUGCAACUUCUCUUAUAUUUUAUAUACUUAGAUGGAAAAUUAUUUUUUCAGUAUAGUUUUGAUUUAUGUCACACAAUGUGUUUCUUUUAUAAAGAGUAGCCAUUGCUUUUUAACUUUAUUAUAAAUAAGUUUUCUUUCUGCACUGUUGGCCCACUGCUUGAGUUCACUGUGAUUGGAACCAGCUGUGUUCCUGUCUAUAGACUUGAGAAGAGCUGCAUGGUUGGAUCUCAGAAGCUCCUUCUUCCUCCUUGUGUCUCUUGAUAAAUAAUAAGGCAUAGGAACUUGUCAAAGUCUUAAGAUUAUUCUGUCUGAUUUUGUUACUGAGAUAUAACCAGGUUCUCCCUUGUGAUCAAACGAAUCCUCAAAUUCCCUCCUCUUGUGGGUUUGUCUUGCUCUUUCACAUGAACCAAAUCAUUAUCCUUCAGAGGAAGGAUACCAUGCAUCUGCCUUCCAGCUCCUUCCUCAGAGUGAGCCAGAAAAAUUGUGGAUUGGGCCUAGUGCAAAUGAAGUAGGAAAUAUCAACCUCAAGUCAGAAGAGAAAGAUGGGGAAACUCCAGUUUCACUGAUGUUUCCUAUAAAAAUUUUAAGCUUUGUGAAGAAGGAAAUUUACCUUUGGCUUUGGGUAGCUCAAUCCAUUUUAUUGUAUGUCUUCUUGCCUCCAUCACCCAUGGGAAAAAGUUUAAUAAUUUGCUCUAAAUUAUUUGUCCCCACGAAAGCAGCUUUGAUGAGUCCUACAAGUGUUCUUUUUAAGUGCAAAGGACUGUUGGACAGAACCUCGACCUGACAGAUUUUAUAGACAUUUGAAUCUUCUCUCAUCAUGGGACUGCGGGAAGACUCCCCUCUCUGACUUUUGCACAAACAGUUCAGCACAACACACCCAGGUUGAAAGAGUCUGGUUCCUCUUGGCAAGACAGGAAAUUCAAUCUCCAGCACCGAAAGAAAAGAAAGAGUAAUAGUGGUUUUUAGGUGUACUCAGGUGGGGCUUGUUAUAACUAGACAUGUCUCCUCCUACCCUUUGCAGCAUUUAGCAUUCCCAUUCUUUGUAUUUUGUUGCGCCUUUUCAUUCAUGGAUGGGUAUAAGAGGGGCCAGGAGGAUACAAAAUCAAUUAUAUGCUAUAGUUUGACACCACCAACAAUUUUGUGAAUUAGGGUCAUUAUUCCUGCUUAUCAAAUAAAGAAAUUGAGGUUCA